AUGUACGACGAUUACGACCAUAGACCUCGCGAUGAGCGCGACUACUAUAGACGUAGAUCACCCGCUCCAAGGGACCACCACUAUCGUUCGCGGCAUGGAAAAGAAUCCUCUAGGUCCCCUAGAAGGACACCUCCAAGGACCUCUCGAGGAGAGGAUCCUUACCGUUCCCGAAGACACAUCUCACCCUACCGACGGGAUCCUUCCCCUGAAUACCACCACGCCCACUCCGAUCGCACCAUAAAAGCUGCUGGCGAUCCCCAUGAUCGCGAAUCCGACUACUCACCUCCGUAUGAUCGUACCGCUCGCUCUCCUGGCCGUGCUCGAGCUCGACACUACGCGGAUCACGACGAUCCUCGAGGACGUUAUAACCGAAGUCCACGCCGCGCCAACUCAGGUGUCUCCUCGCCAUUCGACUCAGCCGAUGAUGGGUAUUACCACGAUUCUAGUCGCCGGUCAAGACUUGGACGGCCUUACCAUACUUUGAAGCUAGAUGAUAUACCUGAUAGGAUGAGCACACAAGAGAUCGAUGCGAUUAUGCGGGACAUGGGAGCUGUUGGCCUCGUCGAAGUCCGUAUCAAAUCGGAUGACAGGGGUGGUACUCGCCGAUGGUAUGCUUUUGCUGAGUUCCGAUCCGAGGAUGAUGCCGUCGAUUUCCUCGAGAAACACUACCCCGCCCUCGACCUCGCCGUCGGGAAUAGCUCGUUUGUCCGUAUACCUAUAGAAUAUAGUCGGGAACGCCGCUACGUGGCGAACCCAGAUGAUUGGAAGUGUGCCAUGUGUCAUUUCGAGAACUUUUCUCGCCGAGCAACUUGUAAGCAGUGCAAAGCACCGAGAUCCUCCGAGAAUACUGCGGAUAUAAGAUUAGACGGUAAAAGCGACGAAUGUCCACAACAAACACCGUCCCAAUUUCUCGUGAUCCGCGAUCUGGCAUCUUCUGUCACCGAGUCCGUCCUAGCUGCCGAGAUCAAGAAACUCUACGUAACUAAAGAAGACGAGCCAAAACAGUCCACCAGCGCCCCAAACAAACUUAAGAGUACAGCUCCGAUUGGUAACACUACUGGACUCGGAGCCAAACCUAGCUCGUUGGUGCGCGUCUUCAUGAUUCGUGACAAGUUGUCGGAUAUCAGUUGCAACUAUGGCUUUGCUGAAUUCUCGACUUUGGACGAUGCUCGAGCUGCUAUGGCAAAAUAUAACGCCUCACCACAGUUUACCAUCGCCGCAAAACCUGCUGCUUUGGCGUUUAUUCACUCUGGCGUUUUCAUACCUUGUCCACAUCCUGUCCAAGACGAGGAUAGUAGGUUUACAUUCUCAGCGACUCAUAAUCAAUCUCUAAGGCUGGUCUACUGGAACCCGUCGGUCUACGCUAGCGAACUCACGGUUUUCAACGAAAGCCUAUAUGAAGAUAAGCCAUCCAAUGAAGAACAGCUAAAAAAUGAUAUCGACCAGCCUACAGCGAGGGAUUCCAAAAAACGCAAGGCGGAAAAGGACCUUGCGGCGCCUAGUGGGAAGAAGGUUAUUGCAAUGGCCCCCCAACUGCAGAUGUGGGCGAAUAAGCAUGCUGAACUUCAUGGGCCGAAGGAAUCAAGCAAUGGCAGGAGUAUUGCCGAUAAGAAGGCACCCUUGACUGGAUCUAACGCCAUAGGUUCGACGAACACAGACACUCCGGUACCGAAACCAACGCCAGCCCACACAGCAUCGUACGCUGACCUUGAUCGGGUGUGCUGCCUUUUGUGUAGACGGAAGUUUAAAAACGAGCCCUCGCUCCGGCGACACGAGCAGCUUAGCGAUAUGCACAAAGCCAAUCUUAAAGAUGGAACUCUCAUCGUGAAAGCAACCAAGGACCUAAGGGCCCUUGGCAAGGAACCUAUCUCGAACUACCGGGAUCGAGCCAAGGAACGUCGAAUAGCGCACAACCAGCCCAGCAAACCGAAGCCUCACCUACCCAGAAAACAGUCUCAACCAGCCAAGAAUCCCGAGCCGGCCACAGAAGUGGCGCCAACGAAACCCGCAAUAUCAAAGGGCGCUGGUUUAUUGGCCAAAAUGGGGUGGAGUACCGGUGAAGGCCUCGGGGCUGAAAGCGGUGGGAGGACCGACAUCAUUGAAACGAUGGCAUAUACUCCCGGGGUUGGUCUCGGGGCAGAAGGUGGUAAGAUUGGUGACGCCGCUGAAGAGGCUGCUCGGGCCACGAAGAAUGAUUACUCCGACUUUGUUUCGAAGGCAAAGGACAAAGCUAGGGAACGAUACGAACGGAUGGACUAGUAAGGUUUCAUCCUCCCACGUUUCCAUAAAGAGGGCUCAGUCUCGGGGCCCUUGGAUGUGUAUGAUAUCAAUACCGAUGUAUGGUGGAUAGGUUUUAGAUAGGGCACAUGAAUUUCUCAUCCGCAUUAAGGAUUAUUAUGCUUAACUGGGGCUGGGUUAAUUAAUAGUGUAUAUCCAAGUUUAUCAUGGUCGAAUUAAAUAGCCCCUAUGAAUAGGUCAGUGCCGUGAACGGAAGAAAAAAGAGGCCUAGAUUGCCAGUGGCGUAUACCUUGGAUAACUAGGUAGGUAGUAUUUUAUAUCUAAGACAAUACU
Hypoxylon trugodes is the source of this 2571-nucleotide messenger RNA. RefSeq lists its product as uncharacterized. Lineage: Eukaryota; Fungi; Ascomycota; Sordariomycetes; Xylariales; Hypoxylaceae. Gene Ontology annotation, cellular component: nucleus. Gene Ontology annotation, biological process: mRNA splicing, via spliceosome. The coding region runs from base 1 to 2259 and encodes 752 amino acids. Gene Ontology annotation, molecular function: RNA binding. The record is from RefSeq and is a predicted model, not a curated record. The transcript is spliced from 6 exons.